Molecule: messenger RNA, 1415 nt
Organism: Pygocentrus nattereri (red-bellied piranha)
Lineage: Eukaryota; Metazoa; Chordata; Actinopteri; Characiformes; Serrasalmidae
Gene: rrh
Product: retinal pigment epithelium-derived rhodopsin homolog
Exons: 7
Coding region: 175-1200 (341 amino acids)
Biological process (GO): visual perception; G protein-coupled receptor signaling pathway
Cellular component (GO): membrane; photoreceptor outer segment
Molecular function (GO): G protein-coupled receptor activity
Source: RefSeq, a predicted model, not a curated record
CACACUGUUUACUACUCUCUCUUUUUUGCCAGUAUUGGAAGAAAGCACACACGCAGGACUGAGCACUGGAUUGACUGCUCCAUGCAGCUGUGUGCUGUGAGUUUUAGACUGGAUAGAAGUGAAUGUCAGAGAGAGACACAGGACUGACAUCUGACAAGCGUGCUUUGUGAGGAUAUGUGUGACAGAGAAAUGGGACCUGAAUUGCGAAAUGCCUCGUCUGAAGCUGUUAGCCUUGAUGGAACAACAAGUGCCUUCUCGCAAAUGGAACACAACAUCGUCGCUGGAUAUCUUAUUGCUGCAUGUGUGAUCAGUUUGUCCAGUAACCUUGUGGUGCUGAUUAUGUUUGUUAAGUUCAAAGAGUUGCGUAAUGCCACUAAUGCCAUCAUCAUUAAUCUGGCAUUCACUGAUGUUGGUGUGGCGGGCAUAGGUUACCCCAUGUCUGCUGCCUCUGACCUACAUGGUAGCUGGAAAUUUGGUUACACUGGUUGCCAGAUAUAUGCUGCUCUGAAUAUAUUCUUUGGCAUGGCCAGCAUUGGACUACUUACUGUGGUUGCCAUUGACAGAUACAUUAGCAUCUGCAGACCCGACAUAGGGCAAAAGAUGACCACACGCUCAUAUACACUCCUGAUUGUGGCUGCAUGGCUGAAUGCAGUGUUCUGGUCUUCCAUGCCAAUUGUGGGCUGGGCUGGAUACGCUCCUGAUCCAACUGGAGCCACCUGCACCAUCAACUGGAGGAAAAAUGAUGCGUCCUUCAUCUCCUACACUAUGGCGGUGAUUUCUGUUAACUUCAUCGUACCACUGUCGGUCAUGUUUUACUGCUACUACAGUGUUUCAGUCACCAUAAGGAGAUACAAGGCCAGCAACUGCCUGGACAGCAUCAACAUAGAUUGGUCAGAUCAGAUGGACGUCACUAAGAUGUCCAUUGUGAUGAUUGUGAUGUUCCUGGUGGCCUGGUCUCCAUACUCCAUAGUGUGUCUCUGGGCAUCGUUUAGUGAUCCCAAAAAGAUUCCUGCACCGAUGGCCAUCAUCGCCCCGCUCUUCGCCAAGUCUUCUACCUUCUACAACCCCUGCAUCUACGUGAUCGCAAACAAGAAAUUCAGAAGAGCUAUAAUUGGAAUGUUACGAUGCCAGACCCGUCAGCGAAUCACCAUCAGCAACCAAGUCCCCAUGACUGUUUCUCAGUCACCUCUCAACCAGUAGAUGAUGACCUGUGAUCAUGCCUACACACAGCUCCUAUCAUGCCCUCUGCUCAGCGCUGGACGCUGUUCCUGUCUUGCACCAAUAUGAAACAGUCUCACUUGGAUCUAAAAGGCUCCAAUAUUGUUGUUUGCUGUAUAACAUACCAGCAGCUCAGCAACUACUGGUGUUAAGCUUAAUGCAGAAGAUUCAGUAAAGUCUUGGCUUUAUGGUGUAAA